AUGGUGGGGCAAGAGAAUGAUGUUUUGCUUCGUGAGUUCGGAAAUCCGGAGGAUUAUGAGCUCACGGGAGGGAUUUUGCUGCCCGUCACGGAAACCAAUUUCUCAAUCCAUCCACAAUAUACUCUAAUGGUCCAAUCGAAGCAAUUUUCCGGAAGUGCAAGUGAGGAUCCUAUUGAACAUUUGGACCGAUUCCUUGAAUUGUGGGCAAUUAUGCAAACCAAUGAAGAUGUGUUAAAGGCGUUCUUGAAGCGCUUAAUCUCCGAGGAGAAGACCGCCGAAAUGAGAAGGAAAAUUGCAUCAUUUGAGCAAGAUGCCGAUGAAAGUCUUGGUGAAGCAUGGGAGAGAUUGAAGGAGUUGGUACAAGCAUGUCCCCACCAUGAGUACAAUCAAGGGUUGCUCAUGCGGUUUUUCUACGACGGAUUGGAGCCCAUGUCAAGAGCCAAUUUGGAUGCGGGGGCGGGUGGUCAAUUAAUCAAGAUCCCUUAA
This is a messenger RNA of Chenopodium quinoa (quinoa), 486 nucleotides long. RefSeq lists its product as uncharacterized. The record is from RefSeq and is a predicted model, not a curated record. The transcript is spliced from 2 exons. Bases 1 to 486 code for a protein of 161 amino acids. NCBI's taxonomy places the organism in Eukaryota, Viridiplantae, Streptophyta, Magnoliopsida, Caryophyllales, Amaranthaceae.